Paraglomus occultum is the source of this 344-nucleotide messenger RNA. The record is from the annotation of a GenBank genome assembly. Lineage: Eukaryota; Fungi; Glomeromycota; Glomeromycetes; Paraglomerales; Paraglomeraceae.
AUGUCGCGGAGGCAGAAAUCAGCACGCCAACUUCUUUAUAAUACGCCACAUCCAACUCCCGAGGAAAAAAUAGCACGGGUGCUUGGUGGGAGAGGUAAGCAUCUGUAUGAAGUUCAACUGAUUGACGGUACAUCCACGCUUGCUACACUUCCUCCCAGAUUCAGAAACGUUGUUUGGGUUAAGAGAGGUGGCUACGUUAUCGUGCUACCGGUCGAAGGAGAAAAUAAAGUUGGAGCAGAGAUCGUACAUGUCCUUCUGAAUGAGCACAUCAAACAAUUAAGAGCAGAGGGGAUUUGGCCUAAAGAAUUUGAUGAGAGUCAAGAGACAGCAAAAGAGGAGCUACG